Phycomyces blakesleeanus NRRL 1555(-) is the source of this 1621-nucleotide messenger RNA. RefSeq lists its product as hypothetical. The record is from RefSeq and is a predicted model, not a curated record. Gene Ontology annotation, cellular component: membrane. The coding region runs from base 1 to 1503 and encodes 500 amino acids. The transcript has 6 exons. Gene Ontology annotation, biological process: magnesium ion transmembrane transport; intracellular magnesium ion homeostasis. NCBI's taxonomy places the organism in Eukaryota, Fungi, Mucoromycota, Mucoromycetes, Mucorales, Phycomycetaceae. Gene Ontology annotation, molecular function: magnesium ion transmembrane transporter activity.
AUGUCAUUCCAAGCGGGUUCAAUUUUUAAUCAAAAAUCUCGUCCUUCAAUCCAAUCAUCUAGGGAAUAUGAAUCUUAUACACAAUCCCCUAUAGAAGAUCCAGGGUUAAGUAAUCGACACAGCAUCACAGAAUCCCUGAAGCAUCCUGCUAGCAUUAUAGAUGCAGCCCGAGAAAGUGAAUGGAUGUGUGAUGAAGACAUUAAGACCGAUGUAUUAUACCCUCAAUACAAUUCAAGCAAUCAAAAACCUGAUCUCACCGCAUUUGAUGCUAUGGUCAAAGAACAAGCCCGCAAGUUGUCUUGUGGUACCUUAAGAUUGACAAGAACAUUAAGCAAACAGAAUCAGUUGUAUGGAGACUUUGCAAAAAACAACAAUCUCAAUGUUGAUCCAGAUGCAUUUCGGUUUGAGAUGUACUCUACCAAGGCUAUUCCACAGCCCACUCAAAGGAUUCAGUGUUUGCUUACCGAAGAAGGGCGUAGUUUACUCGAUUAUACAUUAAAAUCUACUGGAUGGUGGUUUGAUGCUUUGAGCCCAACAGAUGAAGAAAUGAGAGUUUUGAGCAAGACGCUUCACAUUCACCCUUUAACGACUGAAGAUAUUCAAGCAGAAGAGCCGCGUGAAAAGGUCGAAUUGUUUCCAAAUUAUACAUUUGUUUGCUUCCGGAGCUUUGAUAUCGACCCUUAUUCAGAACUCAUCCGUCCUUACAACUUUUAUAUCCUGAUCUUCAAAGAAGGUCUUUUGACAUUCCAUUAUAAGACAUCACCACAUCCAGAGAAGGUCCGUCAACGUAUUGAUAAUCUCAAGGAGCAUAUGCUGAUUACACCCGAUUGGAAUAGCUAUGCCUUGAUCGAUGCCAUUACUGACAGUUUCGCACCCACAAUCAAUCAAGUUGAAGUAGAAGCUAUAUCUAUUGAUGAGUUAUCACUUGUACUUCGUCGAUCUGAACAAUCAGAUAUGCUUAAAAGAAUCAGUCGAUGUCGCCGUCGAUCAACCCAACUUUCACGCUUACUUAGCUCAAAGCUUGAUGUUCUUAAAAGUCUGAUGAAGAGAUAUGAAGACAAGUCACGCGAUAACCUGUUUUUCCAGUCAAACAUGCUUACUAGUGAUCAAGAACCCUCUAAUCCUGCAAAUGAUAUUGCGGAGAAAAGGUCUUUUACUGAAGUUCUUUUGUACUUGGGUGAUAUUCAAGAUCAUAUUGUUACAAUGGCGCAAAAUGUCAAUCAUUAUGACAGAAGUCUGUAUAGAGCUCACACAAACUAUCUGGCUCAAGUCAACCUUGAGCUCACAGAAACCUAUGCAAAGACAAACGGUGUCAUGAACCGACUUACAUUCCUAGCAACUGUAUUCGUACCUCUCACACUUGUUGGUGGUCUAUGGGGAAUGAAUGUCAAGGUACCUGGUGGAGACCAUGUUGACCUCAACUAUUUCUAUUGGAUCCUUGGUGGAAUGGCUCUUUACUGUGUAUUCUCGAUGUAUUUGGGAAAACAGGCACAUAUACUUUAACAAGGUCUAAUAGAUUUUUUUCCUCAGAAGCUAUUAUUUAAACCGAAAAGAAGCUGCUUUUUAUAAAUAAGUAUAUUAGAAAUAGUGUAGAAAAUUUGAACGAUUUAUAGAACAAUUC